AGAUACAGAUAUGUUCGUAUCUGUGUCUAAGACAACAAUUUUGACAAUUUUUAAUCAAGUUAUGGAGCAAUGAAGUGCCACCUUCUUAAAACUCAUCAUCAUGUGGUGUCUCUUUCUUAGUCGACAACUGGGCGCGGUUACUGAAGGUUCGAGUUUUAGAAAAAGUUUUUAUUCAGUGGAACAAAUGAUUCUUUUAAAGGAUCUUUAAAUUUAUGCACAAAGCGUUGAACAAAAUGUGUAUCGAAAGUGCGUGAUAAAAAUAAUUGCGAAUAAUGAAAUUUCAACGCUUACUCUCAAACUGCCUAAGUGAAGGUGGCCACUGGAGAAGACAUCCGAUUUUGAUUUUUGCGGUCGGAGUUAUUGUCGGUUGUUGCCUCAUUAAAAUAUUUAACACGCCUUUAACCAUCGACGGCUUCGAUUCGUAUAUUAGUCGAAAAAGAGACAUUAUCCAAAAUUCGGAGAACUCAACGCCCCAUCCCCACAUCGAUGAAACGUUACCCGAUGUCGGCAGCUUUCAUGAGCACCCUUAUGACGAUACAACUGUGGCCGAUCAGCUGAAAAAGGAAGUUCGUAUUCUCUGCUGGGUUAUGACCAAUCCGAACAACCACAAGAAGAAGGCGCGGCACGUGAAAAAAACUUGGGGCAAACGUUGCAACAUUCUCCUAUUCAUGAGCUCUGGUGAAGAUGAUGAACUACCCACAGUCAAGUUGGAUGUGGGAGAAGGUCGCGAAAAUCUAUGGCGUAAAGUGAAGGAGGCUUUCAAGUAUGUGUAUGCGCAUCACUACAACGAUGCGGAUUGGUUCUACAAGGCAGACGAUGAUACCUAUGCUGUGAUCGAGAAUCUUCGCUAUAUGCUAUAUCCCUACAAUCCAGAGACGCCCGUGCACUUUGGAUUCAAGUUCAAGCCCUUUGUAAAGCAAGGCUAUAUGUCGGGAGGAUCCGGAUAUGUGCUCAGUAAGGAGGCACUUCGACGAUUUGUGGUCGAAGGUAUUCCUGAUCCCAAGAUGUGUCUUCCUGGCACCGUUGUCAAUGAAGACAUUGAAAUUGGCAAGUGCAUGGAGAAUCUUAAUGUAACUGCCGGGGAUUCUAGAGAUUGGAAUGGACGUGGACGGAUGUUCCCCUUCAUUCCGGAGCACCACUUACUACCCGGAAAGGAUAAGACUUUUUGGUAUUGGAGCUAUAUGUUCUACAAAACGGAUGAUGGACUCGACUGUUGUUCGGACAAUGCGGUAUCCUUUCAUUAUGUCGAUCCAGCUCAGAUGUAUGUCAUGGACUAUCUGAUCUAUCAUUUAAAGCCUUACGGCGUAGUGAGAAGUCAUAGUCGUUUACCCGACAAACUGCAAGUGGGUGAGUUCCUUCCGUCCCCAGAGAUGGUGACUGAUGCUAGCAAUGAGGAUUCCAUGGACGAUGAGGAUGAUGCGAUUGGCAACACAACCUCAACAACGACAACAACAACAGUAAAUUCAAUUGCUGCAGCUACUGAAGAGAAAAACGAUGCUGGGGAAGUGGUGUGACGAAGCAAAUCUAAUCAUAUAACCACAAAGUCAAACGAUAGACAAGUUCAAUUGCCAUGUGUGGAGGGGCGAUUGUGGAUUGCACCCGUAAUUGUUACUGAGCCAGCAAUUGAUGGUUGGGCGUCUGUGUGUUAAUGGGCCAGCAAUUGAAAUGGCAAUUGUAAUUGCAAAUUAAUUAAAUUUAGGCAUGAAAUAGUCGGGCUCCAACUUAAAUAGUUGCACACUUGCAGUUUGCUCUGCUUCCAAAUGCGUGUCACCGCAAUUAUUUUGCCGGAACCGUUUUCGCUUUUUCAAAGCAUAGCAAUUAAAAGUAAAUUACAUAAAUUGCUUAUCACCGAAUCACUUUGCAUUUCAAUGCGAAUCCAUAUGCCUACUGUAAUUCAACUAGCGAUCAGCGAUACAAACUCAUGGAAAUCAAGUAGCGAAAUGUUCCUCACAUGCAACUAAGUCAAAAAUUGUAGUAUAUAGAACUCGUAUAUAUAGCAGAACAAUUUGUGUCGAGCUAAAAUUAAGUUUAAUAUCUGCAGUUUCCCUAUAUACGAGUAUAAUAGGCAAAAAUUGCAAUGCUUUGUUGUCUCAAUGAACUCAUUUUCAACGUGUUUCUAAUUCAUAGUUUUUUCAAUAGACCAUUUAUUUGGCGUUGCUUAUUUACCUUGUUAUAUAUGAUAUAAAUACGCUUCAAUUGUGUUAUUAAUAUAAAGUUGUUUGUUUAAUUUAUCGAAUAAGCUAAUUCUUAAUCAUUUGUUUGUAAAUUUUAAAUCAUGA
Messenger RNA from Drosophila sulfurigaster albostrigata, 2279 nucleotides. RefSeq names its product glycoprotein-N-acetylgalactosamine 3-beta-galactosyltransferase 1-like. The coding region runs from base 273 to 1514 and encodes 413 amino acids. Gene Ontology annotation, cellular component: membrane. The record is from RefSeq and is a predicted model, not a curated record. The transcript has 2 exons. Gene Ontology annotation, molecular function: N-acetylgalactosaminide beta-1,3-galactosyltransferase activity. Lineage: Eukaryota; Metazoa; Arthropoda; Insecta; Diptera; Drosophilidae.